UUAAUCAUUAUUAUACAAUAAUGUUAGUAACCGACCGCUAAUUAUUUUGGGGGGAAAAUAUUGGCGGUUUUUAUGCUAUCAAUUGACGCAAAUGUUUACAAAUGAACUGAUGUGGAGUUUUUAUUGUAUAUUUUUAUAUUAGUUUAGUUUGAUUAGUUAAGAAUUGAGGCCAACACAUAAAAAAAUGUUGACAGCUUUUUAUCAAAAUGUCAUUUUUACGUGUUUUAAAACAGUCUAUGGUUUUUUAAUGUGUUUUCCCGGCUGCAGUUUGUGUGUGUUAUAUGCACAAAUGAGGUCACAUGCCGAGCUUAUAUCGAUGUUUCUGGUCGUCUGUUUUAUUUGGGUCAGUAUUGAUCAUUAUCAAAGACCAUGUUGGCCGUAUAAGCCUGUGAGUGAUCCAUUAUACACUUCAUUUUGAGUUUGGGAAACUCAGAAAACUGAGGAACAUUUUUAAAAGGAUUGGAGCCAUAUUUUUCAAGCCAGCAGGCUUCCGAAAAAAAACUUUAUCUACUUCACCCUACACAGAGUACUAAUGAUGAACCCACCAGUUGGACCAGGAGGUGUGUGUAGGCUGCUGGCCUCUUUGCUUUGUGAGUUAGAGUCACACAUGGACACCACAGAGGACAGUACCUUUCUACAGGACAUGCUCAUGGGCAAUACCCUGCAUCUGCUUAUUAAGGUCUAUGACAAGCUGCAGAAGUACAGGGAAAGGCAGCCUGCACCACUGCUGGAGAGCGUAGAGGACCUGGUUCAGGGUUUGGCAGAGGAGAUGCGAGGCACGGUCGCCAGCCCAGAGACAUUAGAGCUAUUGGACCUGCUCGCCAAACCUCAUGUACAGGGUCUUCUCUCGGUGCAUGACACGGUGGCCCAAAAAAACUACGACCCUCGGUUGCCUCCUUUGCCUCUAUUGCAUGAUUGCAAAGAGGAUGAAGAAGACUCUGUGAAGAUCAUUUGUAUGAUUAAAAACCAGGAGCCACUGGGAGCCACUAUAAAGAGAGAUGAGUCCAGUGGAGAUAUAGUUGUGGCUCGGAUUAUGAGAGGAGGAGCUGCUGAUCGAAGUGGUCUAAUUUAUAAAGGUGACAAGCUGAAGGAAGUAAAUGGAGUUCCCAUGGAGGACAAGAACCCGGAGGACAUUAUUCCCAUACUAGCCUUGUCAGAGGGAGCCGUGACCUUUAAAGUAAUUCCAGGCACUAAAGAAGAAUCAAAGACAAAAAACACCAAGCUCUUCGUGAGGGCACUUUUUGAUUACGAUCCCAAUGCAGAUCCUGCUAUUCCGUGCAAAGACGCCGGGUUGGAGUUCAUGAGAGGGGAUGUGUUACAGAUUGUAAGCCAAGAGGAUGAUACCUGGUGGCAGGCCAGACAGCAUGGUGAGGCCAACCUCAGAGCUGGACUGAUUCCCUCUAGACAGCUUCAGCAGAGGAGAUUGGCUUUACAGAGGCCUAAAGCUCUGUUCCAGUUUUCCAGCAUAUCGAAUGCAUUCACUGAGGAUGUUGACUACAGCGCAAUAAGUGGCAUACAUAUAGCUGGUUUAAGGAGAAGUUUCCGGUUUAGCAAAAGGAACAGCAUGAGUCGACAAGCGAGACAGAAGAUGGUUGAAGGGCAUGGCAGUAUCCCUGAACCAAUAUAUAUGGAGGUAUUGCCUUACCACAGAGAGCCUGGGGAGCCUUAUCGCCUUGUGCUUCUUACUGGGCCGAGUGGUGUUGGUGUGACUGAGUUGAAGAGGAAACUUCUUCUCUCUGACCCAGAGCACUUCAGUGUAACUGUGCCACAUACCACUCGGGAGCAGAAAAGGCAAGAAAAAGAUGGGGUGGAGUAUCACUUUGUGUCCAAACACACAUUUGAGAAAGAUAUUCUUAACCACAAGUUUUUGGAGUAUGGUGAACACAAUGGCAACUACUAUGGUACGAGCGUGGAUUCGGUGCGCAGGGUCCUAGCGGAGGGCAAGGUGUGCCUGCUCGAUGUGGACCCACUUGUUAUAGCAACCCUAUACACUUCGGAGUUUAAACCCUAUGUUGUAUUCGUGAAGCCCCCAUCAAUCGAGUGCUUGAAACUGAGCCGGAGAAAAGCAAAAGUUCUGUCAGGUCCAAAUGAGCAGAAAUCCACAAAAACAUUUACGGAGAAAGACUUUAAUGAUAUGAUUACCAGUGCCCAAGCCAUGGAGAGUAAGUACAGCCACUUUUUUGAGAAAAUCAUCAUCAAUGAUGACCUGGCUAUGGCUUUUACUGAGCUGAGAGACCAACUCAAGAAGAUUGAAACAGAGAGUCAGUGGAUCCCACGUACCCAUGUUUUGGGGUCGAAUUAAUGUGAAGACGUAUGAUAACAUUUUCAUUACAUUACAGUAGAUAUAAUAAUUAUAUGCUAUUCGUAGUGUCCUGUCCAGUCGUGAAUCAACUCCAUUGAUAUCCAGCAAACACAUAGUGUAACAGUGCAUUGAAAUGUUCUUUCCUGCACUUCAAAUGUUUAUGUUGAAAAACAAAUAAUUGUGAAGCACCCCCCCAAUUCCUACAUCAUGAUAUACAUUAUGUUAUAUUAAUGAAUGAUUUCUUUUCGUGUAUUGAUUUGGUGCCCCAUUGUGGCUCAUGUUCUGACAUUAAUCACUUGCAGACGUGGAAUCUCCACAGCAAAGAUGUGUUCUCAAUUUGACUUAAGUGAGGUGAAUUAGGACUACGAUUUACUUUUUUUGAAAAUUGUACUACAAGAUUGAACUUUGGAUUAGACCUCUGAAACACGUCCAGGUAGUUCUAUGUACUCGAACAUUUCCAAUCCAACUUUAGAUUUGUUCCUGACAUUGAACUUAACCCGGGGCUUUACAAUGAUUUAAAUGUCUAAGUGUUCCUGUGGAAAGUUAACGUUUGCAAGUAAAGGAGGUGAUCCGUGGGUCAACCUCUCAAAAGGAUCAAUGCAAAGCACCUCAAGUUAUCCCACACGGGUUUUGCAGAAAGGGGUGACCUAGCUUUUCUCUGGAAGCAAGAGGGGGAAGUAAAGUUUAUUUUCACCAGCACUCAGAAGAACUGAAGAGUAACAACAAGUUCCUGGGGUUAACUUGGAUAGUUGCCUAGCAAGCAUGAGGGACAGAAGUCCACACACACUGUACCUGCCGUUUAAAGGGACACUCCACUUUUUUCCAGCUCCCUUAGAGUUAAUCAUUUGAUUUUUACAGUUUUGGAAUCCAUUCAGCUGAUCUCCAGGUCUGGCGGUAGCACUUUUAGCAUAGCUUAGCAUAAUCCAUUGAAUCUGAUUAAACCAUUAGC
Misgurnus anguillicaudatus (oriental weatherfish) is the source of this 3251-nucleotide messenger RNA. RefSeq names its product MAGUK p55 scaffold protein 7b (gene mpp7b). Gene Ontology annotation, molecular function: protein binding. The record is from RefSeq and is a predicted model, not a curated record. Lineage: Eukaryota; Metazoa; Chordata; Actinopteri; Cypriniformes; Cobitidae.